Molecule: messenger RNA, 725 nt
Organism: Chiloscyllium plagiosum (whitespotted bambooshark)
Lineage: Eukaryota; Metazoa; Chordata; Chondrichthyes; Orectolobiformes; Hemiscylliidae
Source: RefSeq, a predicted model, not a curated record
UGGAGGUCUGGAGGAGCAGGAGAAAAGAGAACCAGUAUUAAAAAGAUCAAGAAGCAUAAUGUCUAAGGUCAUGCGCAAACACAAUGAUGAGGAGCUUGCUAAUGGAAUGACCAAUAUCUUCAAAUUCAGCAGAUCAACACCUCUGCUUCUGCGGACUCAAUUCCUUCCGAAAAUGGGGAACCUGCAUCGCAAAGCCCACCAACUGAUGACAGCCCAAGCACAAAUCAAACCACCUCAACUGAUGGAGAGGGACCAUCCACUAAAUGCAAUCUCAUUUCCUGCAAGGGCAAUCAUCAAUAAUAUAGUGUGUGCUUCUUACGCAAUAAUAAUCUGCAUGGCAGUCUACAGCAAAAUGGCAGUGGAACUUUUGAAGGACUUUACUUUGGUUCAGUGUACACAACGGGAAAAGGACGGCAGCGUUAACAACCAAUUUGCAAUUUCAAAACACUGCACAACAAAGAAUGGAGCUCCAUUGGAAAAGAACAACAUAGUUUCAAAGCAUUAAACAAUGUCAUGGUCAUAAUGAUAGAAUGAGAAAAACAACAAAUGCACACAAUAGAGCUGCUCACAUACAACUGCUUUCGCAUACCAACUGGGAGGAUCACCGAUAACCAAAAAGGACCAGCUCUUCAUUUCCUAUAUGUAAUAUUGCUUGCACGGCUGCGUUGUAAGAUCUAAGCAUUUUCACCACUUGUCACUGGCACUGAAACAAGUAAAGCUGGGUU